AGCACAUUGCGCAUGCUCACAGUCCCGGGGUCGGGAGUGUUGUUUUUUCGUUCUGUGUGGAAGCGGGUCGACAGAGGGAUCGGGAUCGGGAGGGGGUCCUCGCCCCCUUGGACUGGGAGCCGGAGACAGAUUAUUCUCUGCGGGGCAACACCAAAAAUUUCCCUUCGAUCUGCGGUGAGAAAUUUAUUGGAAGAAAUAUCCACAACUGGAAGCAAACCACAACUGAAGACGAGGGAGCAGCAACAAGUGAACCAGUCCGAGGAUUGAGAGCAUCAACUGGAGAGGACCCAUCUGACUCGGAGAUUCCAGUGAUUCAGUCAGGAGAAAGUUUGUUUUGUGCAAUUCAGGGCAUCACCAGCAGGUGGAGCUGUCCUGCACCGCGACCAAAGUGUAAACAAGAAGACGACAAUCAACAACCGUCAGUCAGAAUCAGAAUGGCUACAGGUGGGAAAUUGAAUCGGAUACGGAAAGUACUCAAGAGGUUUAUUUCAGGCAACUCAUCGAGGGAAGAUGAUCAGGACAUGGGAAGCAAGAUACUAAAGCGGGGUCAGACUGAGAGCAAUGUCCCAAUGGAAAGCGGUCCAGCCGCAGAGAAGGAGGAGCAAAUUCAGCCCAGAGACAGUGAUGUCAGAGACACCGAUCAGGAAUCUGGAACCAGCACAAGAGAGGUGAUCGCCUGUCAGCUCAGAAGCUCAUUGAUCACGGAAUUGUCCAGGCCCCACCAAGGAGCAGAGCCAGAGUUUACAAUCUCCGACCUCCUGGCAGAGGGGGGCGAGUAUCGACUGUACCAGCUGACAAAGUUCUACAGGGACAGACUCAAACAAGCGAUUGAAGAAAAGGUUGAAAGACUCGGUUGGAUGUUGACAAAGGAGGGACAUUUCAGUAGAGAAGAAAAUGAGGCAAUCACUGAACUGACAGAGAAGGGAAACCGGACAGAGAGUUCCAGACUCUUCCUCAGUUUGGUGAUUGGCAAAGGCUCCCGGGCCCGGAGGGCGAUGUGGGAAUCCUUUCUGAUGUGGAGGACUGAGUUACCGAAGUUGGACAGAAUACUGAGGGAAAUACAGGAACUCGGUCCGGAUCCACAGGAAUACAUGAACAUCGGCCAAGUGUUAUCUGAGUUACCUACUGAACUGCUUGAUGUUCAACAGAAACACAAGGAGACUCUGCGGGCACAAACUGAAACACUGAGAGUGAACACGAUCCUGAUGAGGGAGAAGGUGACGGUUUUCCAGCUGGUUGACCGAUACGCUGAGCUCACGGUCAUUUCUACUGUUCGAGAUCGGAGACUGGUGGAACAUGAGCUGCUGGCAAGAGGCAGAGACCACGAGGAGUGGAGACAGAAACAUCUCCGCAGAGAGCUGGAAAAAAUCCGGACUGAUCAGUUACUCCAGAGCAGCUUUUCCCGGAGUAAAUCUAAAACUGGGAAUUCAGCAGCAGUGGCUGGAAUCCCGGGGAUGGGGAAAACAACAAUGGUACAAAAGAUUGUUUAUGACUGGGCCACGGGGAAAAUAUACGAACAAUUCCAGUUUUUCUUCAGUUUCAAAUUCCGGGAUUUAAACACCAUUAACUGUCGAAUAAACCUGAGGGAACUGAUUCUGGAUCAGUAUCCUUACUUUGGGAAUAUCCUGAGAGAGGUCUGGAAGAACCCAGAGGGAUUGCUGUUUAUAUUCGAUGGUUUGGACGAAUUCAAACACAGAAUCGAUUUUGCUGACAGUCGGAGAGAUACAGAACCCAAGCACCAGUGCCCAGAUCCCGAGUGGUGGUGUGAAGUGUCUGACAUUGUGUACAGUUUAAUCCAGGGCAAGCUGCUCCCAGGGUGUUCAGUGCUGGUGACCACCCGUCCCACUGCGUUACAUUUAUUGGAAAAGGCAGAGAUCAGUGUCUGGGCUGAAAUCCUGGGAUUGUUUGGUGAGGAAAGGAAGGAAUAUUUCAGCAGGCAUUUUGAAGAUCAGACGGUGGCGGCAGCUGUUUUCAAAUAUGUGAAGGAGAACGAGAUCCUGUACACCAUGAGCUACAACCCCUCCUACUGCUGGAGUUCCCAAGACCAUCACCCAACUGUACUCCUACUAUAUUUACAACAUCCUGAAAAACCACGGCCGUGA
This is a messenger RNA of Hypanus sabinus (Atlantic stingray), 2102 nucleotides long. RefSeq names its product NACHT, LRR and PYD domains-containing protein 12-like. The transcript has 8 exons. Gene Ontology annotation, cellular component: cytoplasm. Lineage: Eukaryota; Metazoa; Chordata; Chondrichthyes; Myliobatiformes; Dasyatidae. Bases 435 to 2102 code for a protein of 555 amino acids. The record is from RefSeq and is a predicted model, not a curated record.